This is a messenger RNA of Anarrhichthys ocellatus (wolf-eel), 1008 nucleotides long. RefSeq names its product ribosomal protein L8 (gene rpl8). NCBI's taxonomy places the organism in Eukaryota, Metazoa, Chordata, Actinopteri, Perciformes, Anarhichadidae. Gene Ontology annotation, cellular component: ribosome; cytosolic large ribosomal subunit. The coding region runs from base 197 to 970 and encodes 257 amino acids. The transcript has 5 exons. Gene Ontology annotation, biological process: cytoplasmic translation. Gene Ontology annotation, molecular function: structural constituent of ribosome; RNA binding. The record is from RefSeq and is a predicted model, not a curated record.
AACAUCAGGUUAAAGUUGCUCUUAACUGCUGUUUAGUAAACUCCUGUCAUGGCUGCUUAAUAACCUUCCCUUCAGAAAGUGAACUUGUUGAAUGAAGUCAGUAAUUAGCCAUUAGCAUUAGCCACAGGCCUCAAAGCUAGCACUCGCAUGCCCAGCUGGUAAAUAACGCUGUCUUGUGGUCUUGUUUCAGUACACGAUGGGACGUGUGAUCAGGGGACAGAGAAAAGGUGCGGGCUCCGUGUUCAAAGCCCACAUCAAGCACAGGAAAGGUGCCGCUAAACUCCGUCACAUCGACUUUGCUGAACGCCAUGGUUACAUCAAGGGGAUCGUGAAGGAUAUUAUCCACGACCCUGGCCGUGGUGCUCCCCUGGCCAAAGUGGCCUUCCGUGACCCGUACCGAUUCAAGAAGAGGACGGAGCUCUUCAUCGCUGCUGAGGGCAUCCACACCGGACAGUUCAUCUACUGCGGCAAGAAGGCUCAGCUCAACAUCGGCAAUGUCCUGCCCGUUGGCACAAUGCCCGAGGGAACCAUCAUCUGCUGUCUGGAGGAGAAGCCCGGCGACAGAGGCAAGCUGGCCCGCGCAUCAGGAAACUACGCCACCGUCAUCUCCCACAACCCCGAGACCAAGAAGUCCAGAGUGAAGCUGCCUUCAGGCUCCAAGAAAGUCAUCUCCUCUGCCAACAGAGCAGUUGUCGGUGUGGUUGCCGGAGGUGGUCGUAUUGACAAGCCCAUCCUAAAGGCUGGUCGUGCCUACCACAAGUACAAGGCCAAGAGGAACUGCUGGCCACGUGUCCGUGGUGUGGCCAUGAACCCCGUUGAGCAUCCCUUCGGUGGUGGUAACCAUCAGCAUAUUGGCAAACCCUCAACAAUCAGGAGGGAUGCACCUGCUGGUCGCAAGGUUGGUCUCAUCGCUGCCCGUCGUACAGGCAGACUGCGCGGAACAAAGACCGUCCAGGAGAAGGAGAACUAAAUCUGACUUUCUUGAUAAUAAAACGUGUUCCAAAAGAA